Messenger RNA from Cajanus cajan (pigeon pea), 1654 nucleotides. RefSeq names its product mitogen-activated protein kinase kinase kinase 18. Gene Ontology annotation, biological process: protein phosphorylation; signal transduction. Gene Ontology annotation, molecular function: protein kinase activity; ATP binding. Lineage: Eukaryota; Viridiplantae; Streptophyta; Magnoliopsida; Fabales; Fabaceae. The record is from RefSeq and is a predicted model, not a curated record.
CUUUGCCGACGAAGAACCUGUGCCAUCAAAAUUUGGCCACGUUGACAACUCAAGAGAGAGAAUAAUAAAAGAUAGAGAGUGAGCGCCAACCAAAUUAAGUAGCCAACCAAUAAAAACAACCUUUCAGACAACACAACCCAUCAAAACCUUAUGCUCAAAAGUGUCUAUAUCUAUUCAAUUAAACAUAUAAAAGGCCACAACAUCCAACUCACAACUCUCCACAAAACCCCUUAACUUUUUUUUUUCCUCUUCACAAAUAUGGAGUGGCAAAGAGGCCACACCAUAGGCCAUGGCUCAUCCGCCACCGUCUACACCGCCACAUGCCACGGCGUUGUCUUCGCCGUGAAGUCGUCGGAGCUGUCACAAUCAGAGCCUCUACAAAAGGAGCAAAAAAUUUUAUCCUCUCUAAGUAGUCCUUAUGUGGUUACAUACAAAGGGUGUGACAUUACCAUGGAGAACAACAAGCCCUUUUUCAAUCUCUUCAUGGAGUACAUGCCCUUUGGUACCCUUGCACAUACUUCUCGUAAUCACGGUGACCGACCUGAAGAGCCGGCCAUCGCAUGUUAUACGAGACAAAUUGUGCAAGGGCUAGAGUACUUGCAUUCAAGAGGGUUGGUGCAUUGUGACAUCAAGGGUUCCAACAUCUUAAUUGGUGAAGGUGGAGCCAAAAUUGGUGACUUUGGAUGUGCCAAGAGGGUGGCGGACGAGGCAGCGGCGAUCAGCGGCACGCCGAUGUUCAUGGCGCCGGAGGUGGCGCGUGGGGAGGAUCAAGGGUGUGCUAGUGACAUUUGGUCACUUGGGUGCACUUUGAUUGAAAUGGCCACUGGUGGUGCACCAUGGCCUAAUGUGGCAGACCCUUUUUCUGUGCUUUAUCAUAUUUCAUAUUCUAGUGAAGUGCCUCCAAUUCCUUCUUUUCUGUCCCAUGAAGCAAGGGAUUUCUUGGGGAAGUGCUUGAGGAGGAAUCCACAAGAGAGGUGGACGGCUAGUGAACUCUUGAAGCAUCCAUUUCUUGGGGAAUUAUGUUUCAAUAAGGAAGUUUUGGGGUCUAAUUCUUCAAGUUCCCCGACUAGUGUUCUUGAGCAAGGCUUUUGGAGUUGUGUGGAAGAAUCAGAAAGUUUUGGCAAUUUGGUUCACAACACAAGUAGUUUUGAAAUUUCGGCUUGUGGGAGGGUCAGAAUGCUGGCUCUCUGUUCAGGGGUGCCCUGUUGGGCACGACAUGGUGAUGAUGAUGAUGAGAAUUGGAUCACAACCAGAGAAAAUCCAACAGAAAAUUAGUAGUUUUGGACUGCAAUUUUAACUAGUUUUUAUAUGACAUGUAAUUAAAGAUUAUUAAUUUUUUUUGUAAAUUAACAUGUCAUAUAAAAAUCCACGGAUAUCAUAAAUAUUUGAUAUUAAUAAUUUCUACAAUUAGAGGAGGGAUUGGAGUUGAAGGUUUGGGCAAUUGUGGGGCAGGGACAGCUUCUGAUAGUCAUGGUGUGUCUCAGCAGGAGUUGGUGAAAAGCAAUAUCAGUGGUAGAAUUAGUGGCAUGCUUGUCCUGAUCACAAAUGUAGAGUGCUAGGGUUGUAGUUAGUGAUCUCAAUUUUGACAGGGGUGCUUGGAUUCUUUUCACUUAACAUUAGAUUUUCUAUAAUUCAAUUAUUCUAAAUUUCAUUC